This is a messenger RNA of Harpegnathos saltator (Jerdon's jumping ant), 2324 nucleotides long. RefSeq lists its product as uncharacterized. NCBI's taxonomy places the organism in Eukaryota, Metazoa, Arthropoda, Insecta, Hymenoptera, Formicidae. The transcript has 2 exons. The record is from RefSeq and is a predicted model, not a curated record. The coding region runs from base 157 to 2211 and encodes 684 amino acids.
CGAAUUACCCGUGAUAAAGCCGACAUCGGCGGUGUUUGAGUUACGUUGUUUGAUCGCCGGACGAAUGUUUAGCCGUGAGUAAUGUCAGCAUUCUUGACGGCCGAUAUCUAGCCGGACAUCUCGACAUUCGAUAGCACAGCCGGUAACGCCGUCCGUAUGAUUUACUCGUCAGUCACAGGUGAGAGACAACCUCUUUCCGUCUUCUUUCACGAUUCCACCGGCGGCCGUCUCGACCGUUGCGAUCGCAAGAUGAUGUACACGUUGAAGGGCUGCUACGUCGCGUGGCUAACUACAUUCCUUCUGUUCGUUCUGAGUCACGGUGAACUAUUCGGGCAGCAGAUGCAGCGGCAACAACAGCAGCGAUACAAUCCCGCGGUACCGCCACUUCCGUGGCAUCUCGCGCCACCUUGGGAGUACAUAGUUCGCGAGAUUAUCCUCAAGUCGGUCAUCCCGUCGCCGGCGGAUGCCGACGCACCCCACAGGCGUCCGCUGGACGCUUCCUUCUACGGCGGUCCGGUCGCUGUGUACUCAAGCGACGAUGUGAAUGUCGUUCUGUCGCGCGGUAACGUCUAUCACCUGCUCAACGGCCACUGGAUGCUGUGCCAAGACGGAUGCGUCGACUGCGAGCCGUGCGUCGCGCAAAGGAAUCCCUCAUUCAAAUGGGCCCUGCGGAGGAUUAAGCGGCUGCCGGCCUCCGACCCGCCGCGGCACGAUCUCCAGCUAACGAUAACGCCGCAGGCGGACGCCGCAGGCCACUUCCACGCCAGCAAUCUCUGGCCGAAUUCCUACGUCUACGUGACGUCCCCGGGAGAACGAGCGUUCCCCGCGUUCAGGACGCACCAAGACCACGAGCUGAAUCCCUCGGCCAGUCUGGAGGACAGUUUUUCACGGCAGCAUCAUCGCUCGAAGAAUCCUUGGCGGCUGACAGGACGGAACUCGAUCGCCGCUCAAAACGAGACCUCGCGGCAAGAUGGCCGUGCUGGCGAUUCCCAGGAGAACGCAAGCACCGAGAAGACCGCGCGAGAAGAGUCAUCUGGGCAGAAACACGGUUUCAAGAACACCCGGCGAGGACAUCGUCCUCGAGCGAGACCAGCGGAAAAACCAGCGACGAGCAGUCCGACCGUCUACGGUCCCAGCGAUGUCACCGGGAGCGACGGCGCAGGAACGAAUCAAUCGGCGCCGAAAUUGAUCCUGGGGAUCGAUCAACGAGGUCGGAAGCAUUUGGUUCACGUGGUGCCGCUGGAUUUUCCGUCGACCACCGCACACCCCGCAAGUUCCUUCGCCCCCCGUCGUCUAACGUCAACGCAGUUCGCGGCGGGUCAAGCGGCGCGCUCGGACAAAAGCAUUGCUGAGAGCGAGGGGCAAACUUACCAGCGGAUAUUCCGCAGGGUCUUCGACUCCUUGAACACGCACCGGCGAUCGAUCGAGAAUUUCCUCCAGUCGCCGACGGACAACGUGAACGGGCGUGGGAUAUCUCCCUCGGGGGGUAAUACGAAAGUCGUCGGGUUUUCCAGGAACAAUCGUGACGCUGGUCAUGUGGGUGUUGAUCUCGAGGUGACGACGCGUCUCGACGGUGCAUCGUUGUCAUCGUCUUUUUACACAGCGGAUAACGAUCGGACGGGGAUGUACUCAAAUUAUGGGAGAAGACGCGGCUACGACGGGCGGACGAAGCAGAUUUUUAAUAAUCACUCAUCAAGAUAUCGGGACACGGACAAGAUAUUAUACAGUCAGCAGGCUCCGCCUGUGGGUUUGGGUCGAGGCGGAGAACGACGAAGAAUACGCAUGAAGCCAUACUCUGUCGACAGCACGAGGCGAAACACUUCGAGAAUAAAUCUAUCGAUUUCAUCGCAAAGUUCGGACGACUUCUCGGCAGUUGUUACUCCGAAAGCUGGCUCUGGAAAUGGCUUAGUUACAAACUCCGCGAAACAAAUCGAUCUUAAUGACACCUCGGUAGGUAGAGCAAGCGCGUCGAGUAACAACGAUUCUACAGAAUCAAGUUCGAUAACGACAAAUCGCAAGAACGAACAAUUAUUCACUUCGGAAAGCCUGGAAAGUGGCAACGCUAAUCGAGAUUUUAAAGUUUUGCGCCAACCUCUCAGGAUAAUUGUUACUACCAAGUCGCCGGCGAUUCGACGGGAGCAUGAAACGCUAAGUCCCACUGACACAUUACCACGAACAACCACUUCGAGAACACUUGCUGGCGGUUCUUAAUCAGCAGCUAGUGACAAAAAGUAACGGGGACAGUGAUCAAUCGUAUAAUGCGUUAAAGUCUAAGAAAUAUUACCGUCACAAUUAUUUAAUAUUUCAUCCGCCUGGAUAUUUCA